Molecule: messenger RNA, 2082 nt
Organism: Paramisgurnus dabryanus
Lineage: Eukaryota; Metazoa; Chordata; Actinopteri; Cypriniformes; Cobitidae
Gene: nadkb
Product: NAD kinase b
Biological process (GO): NADP+ biosynthetic process; NAD+ metabolic process
Molecular function (GO): NAD+ kinase activity
Source: RefSeq, a predicted model, not a curated record
ACGCGACUUUCGACACAGCUUAUGUCAUACACCGAACGGUCCUGACAGCGCAGCAUGAAGAACAGCUGCGCUACUGCGGUGUUAAACACAGCUGCGUGAUGUUAAUCCGGGCAGUCUUUACUGGAAAUAUUUCAUAGAAGUAGUGUUGCCGUCUGGGUAACGCGUUUCUGUGUCUGAACUUGAUUUGUUUAGUAGCUAAAGAUUGACAGGAAAUUGCGUUGUUUGCAUGGAGGCUGUAGAGGAGAGGCUGCGUCCCAGGAAAGCGGACGAAGGUGGGAACUGCAGUACAUCCAUCCGAUCACACAGGCAGCAGGAAAGGUCAGGAAAGCCUGCGCGUAGACGGAGAGAGAUGAAGAGGUCUCUCCGGAGGCCGGACUGUCCGGAGCAGCUGUCGGGGGGAAGUGAUCAGCAUCGGUUGCCAGAGCAGCACGGGACGGAAGACUCUGUAUUUAUGGAGGAAACGACUGAGAAUUGCACUAGAUGGGAUAGAUGCAGACGAGGACACUUUCUACAUGGACCAUAUCCUGCUACUCACUUUGGACCCAAAGCUUGCAUACUGCCCAAUCCGACCUCAGUCAUGCACAUCCAGGAUCCAGCCAGCCAGCGGCUCACCUGGAGCAAACCUCCACUUAAUGUCCUGGUCAUCAGAAAGAUCAGAGACGAGGGCCUGCUCGAGCCAUUCAAAGAGCUCUGCAGGUUCCUAGUAGAGGAAAAACAUCUGAUGGUUUACGUGGAGAAAAAAGUUGUGGACGAUGCCGUUCUCUUCAAGGACGAGCAGUUUGCAGACAUUCGCAAUCAGCUGUGCACAUUCAGGGAAGGGUUUGAUGACAUCUCGCACUGCAUCGAUCUCAUUAUUUGUUUGGGAGGAGAUGGGACUCUUCUCUAUGCCUCCUCACUUUUCCAGGGCAGCGUUCCUCCGGUGAUGGCGUUCCAUCUGGGAUCCUUGGGGUUCCUCACACCCUUCAAGUUCGAGUCCUUUAGGACCGAGGUGGAUAAGGUGUUCGGAGGCAAUGCCGCCAUCAUCCUGCGCAGUCGUCUGAAGGUGAAAGUGUUGAAAGGCAUGAGGAGUGAACAUGAGGAAAAUGGGAUGGUGCCUCAUAAUCACACAAACAAUGAGGCUGGCAAGAUAUCCCUGCAGUUACAGGUCCUAAAUGAAGUGGUGGUGGAUAGAGGCCCCUCCUCUUACCUGUCUAACGUUGACCUUUAUCUGGAUGGACGACUCAUCACGUCUGUACAGGGAGAUGGUGUAAUAGUUUCCACCCCCACAGGCAGCACGGCUUACGCUGCCGCAGCUGGAGCUUCCAUGAUCCAUCCCAACGUUCCCGCCAUCAUGGUGACCCCCAUCUGUCCCCACUCGCUCUCGUUUAGACCCAUCGUGGUGCCUGCUGGAGUGGAGCUCAUGAUAACUCUUUCUCCUGAUGCUCGCAACACAGCCUGGGUGUCGUUUGACGGUAGAAAGAGGCAGGAAAUCCGGCAUGGAGAUAGCAUUAAGAUCACGACAUCUUGUUAUCCGGUUCCUUCGAUCUGCUGUCAUGAUCUGGUGUACGACUGGUUUGAGAGUCUGGCCGAGUGUCUUCACUGGAACGUCCGCAAGAAGCAAACACGCCUAACAGAUGUCAGCGAUUCAUCAGACACUGAGAACUGAGCUAUUAUAACACACAUGCACGUACACACAGUCUGUUAAAUAUACAUUCCACAUUAACAUUCGGACUCAUGAUUUAGUCCCUUUAGAGCCGUCUUGCACUUCUCACAAUAUUUAUUUAGCAGAGUAGGUCAAACGUGAUAGGCAAAUUAGCACUGCUUUUUUGCGAACAGGAAAAUGUUUCAUGUAAUGUCAUAUAGACAUCCAGGUGAGGCAGGAUUAUUAUAUUUGGUGUCAGUAGGUCAGUUGAACGCUGCUGUUGUUUUAACUUAUAGCUCGGAGCAUGUACUGUAACGCUGUUGUGAGAAAGUGUCGUCUCAGGUUCCUUAAAUGCCAAAGCUAUUUUGAACUGGUUUGAUGAACUGGUGUUGUCAUUAUUGAUGUGUCCAUGUGCAUAGUAAUGUAAAGCUUAAUAAAUAAACGAUCACGCUUAUAAAUCA